Effrenium voratum is the source of this 756-nucleotide messenger RNA. The record is from the annotation of a GenBank genome assembly. Lineage: Eukaryota; Dinophyceae; Suessiales; Symbiodiniaceae.
AUGGAGCUGACCGAGACGGCGCGCAGCGCCGCUCCGGAGGAGGGCCAGAAUAUGGAGGUCCUGAUGCAGACGGAGUACUUGGAGGUGGUGAAGCUGCCACUGACCAGCUCGGUGGUGCAUGUUUUGCCCAAGGGCGACACCCACGAGCUCGGCGGCCCGCGGCAAUUGUCCGUGGACUACGUGCCGCUGCUGAGACUCGUCUCUGUGAAGUUGUUUGGUCUUGAGACCUCCGACGACAUCGCGCCGGACCUGCUCUACUCACAAGCGUUUGUGACCGUGGAGCAAGGUGACCGCCCAAAGAACUGGGGAAAGGACGGCGGGAUCUUUCAGAAGGGUUUGGAGACCAUUGGUCGGAAGCUGUGGAUGUCCGACGGCUCGGGCGGAACUCUGAAGCAGCCGCCCAUGAAAACCAAGAAGGCGCGGGCCUGGGGCUCUGCCCAAGGUGUCGCACCCAAAGGCAGCUUCAUGCAGAACAUCAGCACGCACUCGCAGCUGAUGAUUGAGCGCCUGGCGAUGGACAAGGGAAUGAGCUACGAGGAGAUCGCGGAGAUUGCGGGCAUCUCGGAGAACCAGGUGAAAGUCCUGGUGGAGAUGCAGCGGAGCUUGUCAGUGGUUUGGUACCAGGCCUUCCACCGGCUCUUGGAGUACCCAGGUGGCGUGGUGACGGUGGAAGUGUUUCAGGAGGACAAGACACCCAUCGGAAAGGUCACCGUGGACCUGGCAGAGGUGCGGUCAGAUUCCGGGGAGGGAACCUGA